GCCCGUGUCCCCGCCCGGGGCUCGAGCGCAUUCCCAGCAUGGCUGAGCUAGGGGCAGGGACGGGGUCCAAGCCUGCUGCGUUCGACAGACUCGUUUUCAAGAACGCUUCUGAGCACCACUACGUGAAGCUUCGUUUAGAGUUUCAAGAAGGUGGAAUUAGAUUGAAUGCUGCUCAUUUCAAGCAACUGAUCCUUUCCGCACUGAAGGAGUUACAUGGGGAGGUUGGUGCAGCCUUGCCUGUUGAUGUCUUAACAUAUGAGGAAAAAACCCUGUCUGCAAUACUAAGAGUUCCCAGCAGUGGCCUUGUCAAGCUGUGGAGUGCUCUAACACUGCUGGGCUCCUACCAGAACAGGAAGUGUGCUUUCAGAGUGAUACAGACCUCUCCAUUUCUCCUUGCGUUAUCUGGGAACAGCAGAGAACUCCUACUGGAUUGAAUACACUGGAGACGUGGUU
This is a messenger RNA of Emys orbicularis (European pond turtle), 453 nucleotides long. It is a transcript of the gene RPP14, whose product is annotated as ribonuclease P/MRP subunit p14. The record is from RefSeq and is a predicted model, not a curated record. The transcript has 5 exons. Gene Ontology annotation, molecular function: ribonuclease P activity; ribonuclease P RNA binding. The coding region runs from base 39 to 434 and encodes 131 amino acids. Gene Ontology annotation, cellular component: multimeric ribonuclease P complex; nucleolus. Gene Ontology annotation, biological process: tRNA 5'-leader removal. Lineage: Eukaryota; Metazoa; Chordata; Testudines; Emydidae.